This is a messenger RNA of Bombyx mandarina (wild silkworm), 1903 nucleotides long. RefSeq names its product midline (gene mid). Gene Ontology annotation, biological process: regulation of transcription by RNA polymerase II; cell fate specification; heart development. Gene Ontology annotation, molecular function: RNA polymerase II cis-regulatory region sequence-specific DNA binding; DNA-binding transcription factor activity, RNA polymerase II-specific. NCBI's taxonomy places the organism in Eukaryota, Metazoa, Arthropoda, Insecta, Lepidoptera, Bombycidae. Gene Ontology annotation, cellular component: chromatin; nucleus. The record is from RefSeq and is a predicted model, not a curated record.
AAUGUUUCCGACGGUGCGCGUGUCGUUCGCCGGCUGCCGGGCGGAGGCGCGGUACGGCGUGCUGCUGGACGUGGUGCCGGUGGACGGCAAGCGCUACCGGUACGCGUACCACCGCUCCUCGUGGCUCGUCGCCGGCAAGGCGGACCCGCCAGCGCCCGCGCGGCUCUACCCGCAUCCCGACUCGCCCUUCUCCGGCGACCAGCUCCGCAAGCAGGUCGUCUCCUUCGAGAAGGUCAAACUCACCAACAACGAAAUGGACAAAAACGGACAGAUCGUGUUAAACUCCAUGCAUCGAUACCAGCCGAGGAUCCACCUCGUCAAACUUCGAGAAGGCGGAGGACCUAUUACCGAUCUGGCGCGCGAACAACACCGCACCUUCGUGUUUCCAGAGACGGUGUUCACCGCCGUCACGGCCUACCAGAACCAAUUGAUUACCAAACUGAAGAUAGACUCCAAUCCUUUCGCGAAAGGCUUCAGAGACUCUUCGCGACUUACGGAUUUUGAUAGAGAUCCUAUGGAGUUAAUGCUGAUGGAACAGCAGUUACUUCGGACGCCGCUGCGGCUGUACGCCGGCGCGGGUCCCGGAGACGAGGAAGCAGAGAAGCGCGCCGCGUGGGCCCGCACGCCACCCGCGCUACAGCUGCUGGCGUUGGGAGGACGCGCGUGGUCAGGCUGGCCGCAGCCGCUUGCCGUGCCGCCGGACCUGUGGCUGCAGAAGCCCCCCGCGCUCCGCUACUGCCCCUACCCCGCCCCCUCCCGGUCCGACCAUCCACCAUCUCCGAGACACCCCCUAUGAACUCUUGACGUGUUCUCUGUGAAAUGCAAUAUGGAAGGUCUAUGGAGCCCGCGGUAUUCGAAUGUAGUGCCGUGACGUCAGUAGCUCGGACAUCGUCGAAGACUACAUUUGAAUGUAUUGAUGACGUCAUUGAUGACGUAGCGGUACCUAGAAAAUUGUAUGUAUAACUUUAGCCGUUGUCUAUAGUAAUAACUAAUUUACAUGGUUCCUACCACAAAUUGAGUAAAUGAUUCCAACUUCUUAAUGUAAACUAAUGUAGGUAUAUAAAAAUAGUUACCUGCUGAUUAGUUGGUUCGGUUCUUAGAUUUAUGUAUUUUCGUGUAUUUUGUAAAUGACCUGUCUAUUUAAUUGUUUACUGUAUAUUCCAUGUCUGAUACCAAAGAAGUCUGAAUUGCUUAAACUGUUCAAUAAAUAAAAAUAAGAGAAAUAUAAAAAUUAAUUGUACAAUAACAUAUAAACUAGAAAGCGCUGAUAGUAACAGAGAAAGAUUUAUAGCAGUAAAGAAAUAGCUGAAAAUGCACAAACAAUUCCAAGAGAGCAUUUUUGUUAGACAAUCCUUCGUCACAGUUGAAAUCAGUAGCAAAAUUUACUAAUGCAUCAAUAAAAACAAAUGAAAAUGAUAUAUGCUUGCUACACUUCACUUUGCAAGACUAAUGACUGUUUUUCAAGGUCUUCAAUCGAAAAGAUCAUCGUCCUUUGGCUGAAUUUGACGUAAAACCACAGACAGCCAAAAUAAACUUAAUUUAUCUGUCAAAAACUGCUUAAAACAUUCCAUAAAGUCCAUCUAUUGUCAAUAACUACACAUUUAAAUUAUUAGAGUAUCAUAUUCCUACUACAUAUAAGUAUAAACAGUGAUAAUUUCAUCUAAUAUUAUAAAUAUACGAUUGUAUAUUAGGUAUAUAGAAUAUUAAUAUAUAAGAUAUGUAUGUAUGUAAUGUAUGAUGAUUUAAUUAAAUUAUUUUUGUAGCGUUUAACACUGUAAAUAGCACACGUAGACAUUUAUAAUUGAAUUCGUAUAGUUGAAGUAAAGGGUAGCUCGCAUUGGCUCUGUUUUAUUUUAUGAAAUGAGAAAUGUAAGAAUGAAAUAUAGAUUUACCAUGAAAUUGA